CACAACUAUUUCACAUCCAUGCACACUUGUCAUCGAGAUGUGCUGUUAUCACUGCGUAGUUCAAUAUUUUCGUAUAUUCACCGCGAUUUAAACGAAUAGCCCUUGUCUUUAACUUUAUUUUGUAUUGAUAAGUUGCCUUCUGCGCCAGUGAGUGUAAAGGCACUUUUCAAUCGAGCGAUACGUUCAGUCGGUAAAACAUUUUCCUCGUCAAAUUAUCUGUGAUUUUAUUCUAGACAACUUUAAAAAUGAAGAUCUUUUUGGCAAUCGUCGUGCUUUUGGCCGUCUGUUCUUCAGCAUUCGGUACACAAUGUAAUGUAAACCCGGUUAAUAUUCCGAAGCAAUGGAUCACUAUGACCCAUGGUUGUCGCAGCAGCGUCCGUCAGCAGAUCCAGAUGGAAGUAUCGGCCUCCAUCCAGUACUUGGCUAUGGGCGCCCACUUCUCUAGAGAUUCCGUGAACCGCCCCGGCUUCGCCAAGCUGUUCUUCGACGCCAGCUCCGAGGAAAGGGAGCACGCCAUGAAACUUAUUGAAUAUCUGCUGAUGAGGGGAGAGCUGACAACCAACGUCACGUCAUUGAUUACUAUUCGGCCCCCAGAACGCAAACACUGGGCAUCAGGUGUGGAUGCUUUGGAAGAUGCCCUGAAAAUGGAAACUGAAGUCACAAAGGCCAUUAAAAACGUUAUCAUCAAGUGUGAGAGCGACAGAGACGGCCAGGGUCACGAGAACAAUGAUUAUCAUCUUGUGGAUUACUUGACUGGUGACUUCCUGGAAGAACAAUACAAGGGUCAACGUGAUCUCGCCGGCAAGGCCUCCACUCUCAAGAAGAUGAUGGAGCGUCACUCAUCGCUCGGCGAGUUCAUCUUCGACAAGAAACUCCUUGGAAUGGACAUCUAAGUCAAGAAUCCAAGUCAAUUAUUGUAGACCUUUUUUUUUUAAAUUGUCAAAUUUUCUUUAAGCUGUAUUAUUAAUAAAGUGUAUAUUUAAACUUUUUGGUAGUAACAUGUUAAUUUAAAUUUAAUAGCAAUGUCAAAAUCAUAAUUACAAAUAAAAAAUAAAAUAUUCGAUUAUCGUACAAAAUCUUAUUAUUCAUAGUCUUGCCGUGUGUGUUAUAGUUAAGUCAUUUACAUACUACACAUUGGGCCAACCAAACCAAUAAAUAUAUAGAUACUAACUAUUAUGGAACAGUAAAAGUAUUUAACACAUUCUAUUACGAUAUUUUUAUUUGUCAGCUGUCAAUGUCUCAAUUGGCGCGAAAUGUUUUUUUUUUUUGUUUAUGCUCAAGGUAUGAUGCUCGUUCUGAAUAUUUUUUCGUAAAAAUAAAGUUUAAUCGUUUA
Messenger RNA from Vanessa tameamea, 1333 nucleotides. RefSeq names its product ferritin heavy chain (gene Fer1HCH). The transcript is spliced from 5 exons. Gene Ontology annotation, biological process: intracellular iron ion homeostasis; iron ion transport. Gene Ontology annotation, molecular function: ferric iron binding; ferrous iron binding. The record is from RefSeq and is a predicted model, not a curated record. Gene Ontology annotation, cellular component: cytoplasm. NCBI's taxonomy places the organism in Eukaryota, Metazoa, Arthropoda, Insecta, Lepidoptera, Nymphalidae. The coding region runs from base 246 to 893 and encodes 215 amino acids.